AUGGGAUUUCCAGUUGCAUACACUGAUUUAAUUAUCCCCAAAUUGGUGGUAUAUGCUGACGGCAUUAGGACUUGUGCAGAAUUUAUGUACGCUCUGCUAUCUGUAUUACGGCUGGGUGAUUUUCUCGAGCCGGAAACGGCGUCGUUUGCGUCGCCCGAUUAUUGUAGCGCGGUGCUGAUCCACGAGCUGUUGCCGGUGGUGAAAUUCGCAGAUUUGGAGAAGGAUCUUGACGAGCCGGAGAGGUGCUCGGUGUGCCUGUGCGAAUUCGGUGGCGAGGACGAGAUCCGGCGGCUGAGGAACUGCCGGCACAUAUUCCACCCAUCUUAA
Molecule: messenger RNA, 327 nt
Organism: Salvia splendens (bonfire salvia)
Lineage: Eukaryota; Viridiplantae; Streptophyta; Magnoliopsida; Lamiales; Lamiaceae
Product: brassinosteroid-responsive RING protein 1-like
Exons: 1
Coding region: 1-327 (108 amino acids)
Biological process (GO): protein ubiquitination
Molecular function (GO): ubiquitin protein ligase activity
Source: RefSeq, a predicted model, not a curated record